CGGAUAUUGGUGUAGUAGACACGUCUUUAAAUAUGAAUUUCAAGAAAAUUUUAUUAUCCCUAAUAUUUCAAAAUAAUAGAAGUUAUUUAUUAAAAUCUAUGUGCAAAUGUUACUUUUUAUGAAAGAGGAUAUUUUAUUCUAAAAUUAUUAUGAUUUGUUGGAUAUGAAUGAGCAAACAAGGCAAGCAACAGAGUCAGAAUUGAUGAAACGUAAAACGGAGUGCGAUCGUGAUAAAAAAGUGUUAAGCCGUGCGGUAAAUAAUUAUAUUUAGAUUUUCGUGAUUAACAUUCAUUCCACUUAAAGAAUAUUUCAAUUAUAAACGAUACAAAGCGCGGAUCUAAGUAUAUCUGGAAUAUUUUAUGAAUUUAUUUUCGUUGUAAUAAUAAACACUAUCUACUUUAUUCCGGCGCUGUUUAUAUAAAAAAACAGUUUAUCUUUAAUUUUCGGUAACGAUGGAACCUAUAAAAAGUCCCAAUAAAAAGAAAGGCGGUUUAGGAAGUUUGUUAAAUGAAAAAGUGAUUAGACCACCUACAUUUGUGUCCCCUAUAUUGGAACAAGUUGGAAAAUUGGCCGCCAGCGUCGCUAGUGUUGGGGAAUUAUCGAGUAAAGGAUCCGCAACAGGCAAUCCCCGUAAUAAAUGCGCCCUUCAACCUGGACAUUCCCUCAUGGACUGGAUCCGGCUCGGGGCGUCCGGCAAGGAUCUUACUGGACUUGGGUCUCAGGCUGGUCACCUUUUCGUGACAAAAAAGGAGUUAGCAAAACAUAAUAAAAUAGAUGACAUUUGGCUGUCAAUUCGAGGCAGAGUAUACAACGUGACUGAAUACAUACCAUUCCAUCCAGGAGGUCCUGAAGAACUGAUGAGAGCGGCCGGUAUAGACGCUACCAGCCUUUUUGAUCAGGUUCAUCCUUGGGUAAAUUAUGAACAAAUAUUGCAAAAAUGCCUCGUAGGAAAAUUAGUCUCUGUUGAACCUAAUGUCAACACUGAGAAGUUAUUUUUUGGUUCACCCACUGAUACUAAAAUUACCACUGCAGAAGAAUUGGUAGAAAAAAGUAGUUACACUAAAAGCACAGAAAAUUUGGAACCUUAUCCGAAAAUAGACACAAAUAAAAACCAAGACACUGAAAAUAAAAAUAUCGACGAAACAGCUGUUCAAGAUUCCAAAGAAGAAAAAGAAGAUAUCCCAAUUUCGUUGCCUAGAUUCGAUUGGAUACAAAAAUUGGAUUACAUCACCUCAAUUUUCUACACGGGACCGUUCUCGAAUCCUUUUAUAGAAAUUUAUCCUCCGAACCAUGAAAAAGAAAUAAUCGUUUCUAUUACCUCGGGAAGGAAGAUAUACAGAAACGAAUUGGUCUUCAACGAAGACAUUCAGUGGCCUUGUUCUGUGAAGAUGAUAUGGGAAACCGGAAAACUCGAGUUGGUCUUCAAGAAAACCGCUAGUAAAGUGUGGGAAAAUUACGGAAAAUUAACGCAAAGUUCUAUAGACGCGCCUAGCAAUACAGUUAAAUUGGAUUUCAGUUUAAAAAGGAAACAGCAAGUGAAUCACAAUAUUUACCUGCUGGGUUUAGAAAGGAGAGAUGAAUGUAAAAUGGUUGUUCCGAUUGGAAGGCAUGUCAGGCUGUUUGUUAAUGUUGAUGGACUAGAACAGUCUCGAAGUUACACACCCGUCCCGUCCAGUCUCUUCGAUACAGUGUUAUUGAACGACUACGCUCCCGAUGAAAUUUGCCUUAUGAUCAAAAGAUACGAAACCGGUGCCGUUAGUUCGACGGUUACGAGCAGAGAACCCGAAGAAUUGGUUUGGUUGAGUAAACCUUUAGGUGAUUUCGACCUGAAGAGGAUAGAAAAGAGGGAAGCGUUUCUGCUGCUGGCGGCCGGUACAGGAAUCACGCCUAUGUUGUCGCUGUUGCUGUUUUUGUUGGAGAGAAGGGUUAAAAAAUGCCAAUUCGCCAGAUUACUAUUCUUCAAUAGAACGAGUGAAGAUAUACCAUUUAAAAAUCAGUUUGAUUUGUUAGAAAAUGGAGAUUCUAGAUUAAAAAUUGACCACAUCUUAUCCGAGCCAGAACCAGACUGGAAAGGUCUCUCUGGUCACGUAAACAAAGACAUGAUCCACAGCGCCAUCCAGGAACACAUCAAGGACACCGGUUACACGAUACGCGACAUCUUCGUCUUCGUUUGCGGACCGAACCAGUUUCUGAAUCUGUCGCUCGACGAGUUGAACAGCAUCGACGUGUCUAACGACCAAAUUCACGUGUUUAGCGGAUAGCACACGGCACUAGACCAGCAAGAACCUUUCCUAUUCUGCGAUAUUGAUAUUAAUGAUAAUGAACCACUUUCCACUGUUGUUAGAAACGUUUCCGAUUUCGUUUUCGACGUUUUCAAUUUUAUUGGGCAAAGGUGCCGGUAGAUAUAAAGUUGUUUUAUUGA
Messenger RNA from Psylliodes chrysocephalus, 2422 nucleotides. The record is from the annotation of a GenBank genome assembly. NCBI's taxonomy places the organism in Eukaryota, Metazoa, Arthropoda, Insecta, Coleoptera, Chrysomelidae.